GGGCUCGGCAGAAACCCCUAGUCUCUCUGGUCCGGCACCCCGGGUCCGCUCCGAGUCUCGCGAGAGUCUUAGGGGCUAUAAAAGCAGCGCCCCACGUGCCUUAGGCGUCUUCCUGCCCUGCGUGUGCUGUCUGGAGACCUGCGGAUCGGGCCUGCUAAAAGCAAGAUGUCUUCAGGAACUGCCAAAAUUGGGCAUCCUGCCCCCAACUUCAAAGCCACAGCCGUUAUGCCAGAUGGUCAAUUCAGAGAUAUCAGUCUAAGUGAAUACAGAGGAAAAUAUGUUGUGUUCUUCUUUUACCCUCUUGACUUCACUUUUGUGUGCCCCACUGAGAUCAUUGCUUUCAGCGAUAGGGCAGAAGAAUUUAAGAAACUCAACUGCCAAGUGAUUGGUGCGUCUGUGGACUCUCACUUCUGUCAUCUGGCAUGGAUCAACACACCCAAGAAACAAGGAGGACUGGGACCCAUGAACAUUCCCUUGGUAUCAGAUCCCAAGCGCACCAUUGCUCAGGAUUAUGGGGUCUUAAAAGCUGAUGAAGGUAUCUCCUUCAGGGGCCUCUUUAUUAUUGAUGACAAAGGUAUCCUUCGACAGAUCACUAUAAAUGACCUUCCUGUUGGCCGCUCUGUGGAUGAGAUUCUGAGACUAGUUCAGGCCUUCCAGUUCACUGACAAACAUGGAGAGGUGUGCCCAGCUGGCUGGAAACCUGGCAGUGAUACCAUCAAGCCUGAUGUCCAAAAGAGCAAAGAAUAUUUCUCCAAGCAGAAGUGAUCACUGGGCCAUUUUCAUGUUGGGCUAUAUUGGGGAGCCGGGAGAAGGAAAUCUCUUUUGUACUUAUUCAUGCCUUUAAACACAAGAUAGGUUGUAGUUUAAGACAUGUCUUUCCUACAGGAGUGGGGGAGGUUAGCCUUUCUUUCACUGGUAGGGCUGGCCUGAGCUAUGUUGUAGCAGAUCAUCUAAUGUACUAGUAGCCAGACAUCAGCCUGUUGUUCUUUUGUAGUAUCUAUUAAACUUGAACUGAGACCUU
Molecule: messenger RNA, 1021 nt
Organism: Nannospalax galili (Upper Galilee mountains blind mole rat)
Lineage: Eukaryota; Metazoa; Chordata; Mammalia; Rodentia; Spalacidae
Gene: Prdx1
Product: peroxiredoxin 1
Exons: 6
Coding region: 166-765 (199 amino acids)
Biological process (GO): cell redox homeostasis; cellular response to stress; removal of superoxide radicals
Cellular component (GO): cytosol
Molecular function (GO): thioredoxin peroxidase activity
Source: RefSeq, a predicted model, not a curated record